GGUUAGCGAGCUGUGUAAAGAGUAAAGGUUGUUUCACUGGUUGCUGCAAGUUGCUGUGAGGACAGUCUCUGCCCAUGGCUGAGCCCGGGAGACAGUACAGUGAAGAGGCAAUGAGCACCAGGGAGCCGUUAUACCAUGAGCUUGGCACUGCCUUCAUCCAGAAACAGCAGCUGAACGCAGCGCUGGCCAACAGCUUCCUCGAGCACCUCUGUCUGCUCGAUAUCGACUCAGAGCCCAUCGUCGCUCGCAACACCAGCAUCAUCUGCACCAUCGGCCCAGCGUCUCGCUCUGUGGACAUACUGAAGGAAAUGAUUAAAGCUGGAAUGAACAUCGCUCGCCUCAACUUCUCACAUGGUUCCCACGAG
This is a messenger RNA of Rhincodon typus (whale shark), 365 nucleotides long. RefSeq names its product pyruvate kinase PKM-like. The transcript has 3 exons. Gene Ontology annotation, cellular component: cytoplasm. The annotation marks the transcript as partial. Gene Ontology annotation, biological process: glycolytic process; cellular response to insulin stimulus. NCBI's taxonomy places the organism in Eukaryota, Metazoa, Chordata, Chondrichthyes, Orectolobiformes, Rhincodontidae. Gene Ontology annotation, molecular function: potassium ion binding; pyruvate kinase activity; magnesium ion binding. The record is from RefSeq and is a predicted model, not a curated record.